CGUGGUAGUUGUACUGUCAGUCUGUCAAACUAUGACUUCUAAAUAAGUACUGUUGAUUUAAAGCUUGACUAAUGACUAUGAACACGAAGACCACUAUAUAAACAAACGCAAUUUAAAUUGCAUUGCAGGAUCCACACCGUCGCAUGACGGGCGGAAGCCACCUAAGAGUGGACGUCACGGAAUAAGUGCAGUCACGAAAGCGCAUCUUGUGGAAAAAAUGAAUGCACGCUCUAAUAUGUCUCCUCCACAAUCAUGUGACACCUUUGUUGUGCUACCGCCUCACACAAGUGAUAAUCAAGUUAUAUUUGGUAAAAAUUCUGACCGGCCUCGUCAUGAGGUGCAGGAAGUUGUGCAUUUCGCGGGAGGAAUCAGACAGGGACCAUUAAAGUGCACAUACAUUAAAAUUGAAGAGAGCUGUAAGCCCCUAAAUGCUGUAAUACUGAGCAAGCCAGGGUGGAUGUGGGGAGCGGAGAUGGGUGCUAAUGACAAGAAUGUGGUCAUUGGCAAUGAAGCUGUAUGGACGAAAAAUGACAAGGGCCUCGGAAAUGCUCAGGAAAAACGCUUGCUGGGAAUGGAUCUUGUUCGCUUGGGAUUAGAACGAGGCAAUACUGCUGAAGACUCAAUAGAUGUUAUUACAUCUCUUCUUGAAAAAUAUGGACAAGGUGGUCCCUGCAGUGAGCAUGAUGACAGUCUCUUUUACCACAACUCGUUUCUUAUUGCGGACCCGACUCAAGCAUGGGUGCUCGAGACAAGCGGAAACCUGUGGGCUGCGGAGAAAGUGUUGUCAUACAGGAACAUCUCUAAUGGCCUAACUAUCACUACGAAGAUCGACAAAAUGUCUGAUGGAUUAAAAGAAAAAGCGCAGGAGUUAGGACUUUGGGAUGGACAGGGCGAGUUUAACUUCACGAAAGUUUUUUCAUCUGGCGGUGACGUCCACCGUCAACUCGAUGGUGAGGCACUUCUCAGAAAUGGCUGUAAGGAUUCAGAAUUCACCAUACAUGACAUGUUCUAUGUGCUGCGGCACAAGAAGAGCCGAAUAUGCCGAGGGUGCGAUGAUGGCUUCCCCACCCAAGGAAGUCAGGUAUCAAUUUUAACGGAGAACGGAAGAAGCGUCCAUUGGUUCACGGCAACACCAGACCCUAGCGUGUCGCUUUUCAAACCUUUUGUCUUCACUCCGAAUUGCGAGACUUCGUGCUACACAGAGAGCCUCCAGGAACCCAAGCACGAGAGUCGUUUAUACAAGCUACAUGCAGAUCAUAUAAUCCGAGGCACCAAAAGCCAAGAACUGAUCAGACAGUUACAAAUAUUGGAAGCCGAAAGCAUCGAGCGAGUGGAAUCAACGCUACGUCACUAUGACGCCGGAGAAAAUUUAAACAUUGACAAUCUGAUGGAAGAUUAUGUUAUGAAAGAAGUGAAAAUUUACAUCGUUGACACCGAAAACGAAUAGAUUGUAAGAAUAAAUGUAACGGGUUACGACGACAAAAGGUACCAUGUGGCGGUCGGUGCUUACGUCGUUCAACACCGCAUGCGUAAUAAUAACGUAAACACAGUAUAAUAAAGAGUACUAACGUACAAUAUGGCCACUACCGCUCCCCGCUGAAAGUGCCGCCCACCCCCUCUCGGUUACCUCACAGUUACCGCCUGUCAAAAACGUGAACAGUCGACCUGUCAUAUGUCACUCAUACAAGCAUAAUACGCGUUCACCUACACGAGCUUAGACUGUGUGGAACGCGCCUCUUUCAUAUAUUUGAUCGCUAGUGUCCGAGGUGUGACGUAAGUGCCAAACACCAUAAAUGAACCUUUACAUCGUUUAAAAACGUUUAAAAACUAUUUAAAGGGUCAUAAAGAAACCAAAGAUAUUAAGAAUAUUUAAAAGUUGUUAUUGUUUAUGUUUUUGUUAUUUUCUUUUGUUAUAAAAUUAAAUUUUAUGGAAUUUAAAUGAAUAUACAAAUAAUAAAUGUAUUACAUUUCUACAUCACACAACUUCGUAUCGUUAUCAGACUCUUUUUGAAUGAUCUCGAUGUCAAUAGCGAUGUACUUAGUAGCGAAUGUGUUAUAUUAUACUUAUAAUAUAGUGUAAACAUAGCCUUUAUUUCCAUGACUUAAAAUAAGUUUUAACAAUCUGUAAAUAUUUCAAUCUCAAAACGUGGUUAAGACAUGGCCCCUGUUCGGGUAUAGGCCUCCUCCAGCUGCCUCCAAUCACUUCUUUUUUGUGCCUUUUCCAUCCAGUCUGUCCCCGCUAUGUUUUUGAUUUCAUUGACCCAACGAUCUUUUGGUUUUCCUGAUCUCCUUUUCCCGCUUGGACCCAACCAUUUUGUGACACGUUUUGUCCAUCUGUUAUCUGUGACCCUGGCAAGAUGUCCGGCCCAUUUCCACUUUAGCCUUUGAGUGUGUUGUACUGCAUCUAUUAUUUUUGUUUUCCUGCGUAUGUCAUCGCUUCUUUGUUUGUCUAUAAGUUUUAGUCCUAGGAUGCUUCGUUCCAUAGCUCGCUGGCAUGAUCGUAUUUUGUUUUUUAUUCUAUAUGUAAAUAUCCAGGUCUGUGCACCAUAAGAUAGGCAUGGCAGCAAGCAAGAAUCAAUUACUUUCUUUUUUAACUUAAGCGGUAGUUUUGAUUUUAAUAUUUCUUUGAAACUCCAAUAUUUCUUCCAAGUAAUGUUGACUCUGCGAUCUACUUCGUCUUCGUGUCUUGUUCUGCUAAAAGAUAUUUGCUUGCCAAGAUAUAUAUAGCUAUCUACAUACUCUAUCUGUGUCUUGUUUAAGAUUAUUGGAUGUUUGUAGCUAUUUGUAGCGACUUUUGUUUUCAUAGUGUUAAGUUGUAAUCCUAUAGCUUGGCUAGCCUUAUUCAGUUCUAUAAGCAUUGUUUCUAGUUGUUUUGAUGUAUUUGUGAAUAUUACAAUAUCAUCUGCGAAGCGCAGGUUGCUCAGGAACUCUGUGCCAACCUGUAUUCCUUUCCUUUCCCAGUUUAAGUUUUUCAUAAUAUUUUGAAGUACAGCUAUGAAAAUUUUGGGUGACAGUGGGUCCCCUUGCUUUACGCCUCUACGAAAUGAUAGGUCCCAGCCUGUCUAAUUUUAUUCUACUUUUACUUUUCUUGUAUAUAUCUUUAAUUAUAUAAUAUAGUAAUAAGUAGUAUUACAAUCAUCUACUAUGACUUGUAACGAAAGUUUCGAUAAAGUUUAUUGCAAGACAA
Molecule: messenger RNA, 3187 nt
Organism: Leguminivora glycinivorella
Lineage: Eukaryota; Metazoa; Arthropoda; Insecta; Lepidoptera; Tortricidae
Product: secernin-3
Exons: 7
Coding region: 218-1447 (409 amino acids)
Biological process (GO): proteolysis
Molecular function (GO): cysteine-type exopeptidase activity; dipeptidase activity
Source: RefSeq, a predicted model, not a curated record